AUGUCAUCCUAUGCCUGGAGAGACUUGCCUAGAAAGGUUCAUAUUCUCGAUGCUGCUACAGGUAGCAACGUCACUUAUAUACUCACCUAUACCCAAGCAAACGUGCGCUCCAACUUCUACCAAAUCGGCGAGCAGUUGAAGCGGUUUGAUAUUAGAGGCGACUGCCGUGGCUGGCGUCGUGGAUUGGAAACCGUCCGACGACGAGAAAAUGGAGCAUUGCUGCUUUGA
Molecule: messenger RNA, 228 nt
Organism: Penicillium taxi
Lineage: Eukaryota; Fungi; Ascomycota; Eurotiomycetes; Eurotiales; Aspergillaceae
Exons: 2
Coding region: 1-228 (75 amino acids)
Source: RefSeq, a predicted model, not a curated record